AUGGAAGAAGUGAAGAUCAUUCUAUUGGGCGAUUCAGGAGUAGGUAAAACCAGUCUUAUUACAAGAUUCAUCAGCGAUGAUGACGACAGUUUUGCGCGAAAGAACAGCGCACCACGCAGUUCUCAAUUCGACCCUGACGUCAAAGCAAAAGAAGUGGAAAUAAAUGGAAUAACUAUAAAAGCUCAUUUCCACGACAGUCCUGGGAAAGACACUUCAUACUCCUCUCAUAGCAUCGCACCCAAUUUUUACCGCAAUGCUGAUGCUGUUAUUUUAGUAUACAGUGUGAAUGACCAACACACUUUAGAAGCACUACAAGAUUGCUUUGUCACUGAAUAUGCAACAUAUGCUGACAUUUCAGCGACAUCUUGGAUAAUCGUGGGUAACAAAAAUGACCUUCCUUUGGAUAUCGAAAAAAGUGUACUUGACGAUCUCAGUCGAUGUCUGGGAAAGUCUGUUGCGUUAUUUGCUUCAGCCAAAACAGGUAAAAAUGUCAAAGAGGUAUUACAUAUUGCAGUGAAGAAAGCACACGAAAGACGCAAGCAAAAAGAAGGAACAUUUAAUUUAAAAGAAGAAAGACAGUCAAACAGAGGAGGCCAGGGUGGAUGUUGUGGAAGGAGAUGA
Messenger RNA from Gigantopelta aegis, 621 nucleotides. RefSeq names its product ras-related protein RABF2b-like. NCBI's taxonomy places the organism in Eukaryota, Metazoa, Mollusca, Gastropoda, Neomphalida, Peltospiridae. The transcript is spliced from 2 exons. The record is from RefSeq and is a predicted model, not a curated record. The coding region runs from base 1 to 621 and encodes 206 amino acids. Gene Ontology annotation, molecular function: GTPase activity; GTP binding.